GGCUCGGUGUCUUGUUGUUCUAGUCUGGGGUUUGUGUGUGCGAUAGCAGGACAUGGCGUUCAACUCCACCACCAAAUUUUUCGCUCUUUCCCAGUCUUUCAGCGUGUCCGAUAUCAUUGUGAUCGGAGCAUAUUUUUUAUUGAACGUCGCAGUUGGAAUAUGGUCAUCCUGCAGAGUGAGCCGAAACACACUCAGUGGAUAUUUUCUGGCUGGCAGAGACAUGGCUUGGUGGCCGAUCGGUGCGUCUCUGUUCGCCAGCAGCGAGGGCUCUGGGCUCUUCAUCGGUCUGGCGGGGACCGGAGCGGCGGGAGGAAUCGCUGUGGCCGGAUUUGAAUGGAAUGCAACUUAUGUCUUGUUGGCUCUUGCCUGGGUCUUUGUCCCAGUUUAUGUGUCCUCUGGGAUUGUCACAAUGCCAGAGUAUCUGGGUCGGCGGUUUGGAGGAGAGAGAAUUCGCAUGUACUUGUCAGCUCUCAGUCUGCUGCUCUCUGUGUUUACCAAGAUCUCGACGGAUCUGUACUCUGGAGCUCUGUUUGUCCAGGUGUGUUUGGGCUGGAAUCUCUACCUCUCCACUGUGCUCAUGCUGGUCGUCACCGCACUCUACACUAUUGCAGGUGGCUUGGCUGCUGUAAUCUACACCGACACUCUUCAGACCUUCAUCAUGAUCAUCGGAGCUGUCAUCCUCACCAUCACCGCAUUCAACAAAAUUGGAGGCUACAGUAACCUGGAGAGUGUGUAUUUGCAAGCUGUGCCGUCCAAGAUCAUCCCGAACACAACAUGUCACCUGCCUAGACAUGACGCCAUGCACCUGUUCAGAGACCCAGUGCAUGGAGAUCUUCCCUGGCCAGGCAUGACGCUGGGAUUAACCAUUCUUGCAACAUGGUACUGGUGCACCGAUCAGGUAAUCGUGCAGAGGUCUCUGUCAGCCAAGAGUCUGAGUCAUGCCAAAGGAGCGUCCAUCUUUGCCAGCUAUCUCAAGAUGCUUCCCAUGAUCUUCAUCAUCUUACCUGGCAUGAUCAGCAGGGCACUGUACCCAGACACAGUGGCUUGUGUGGACCCUGAGGAGUGUGUGAAGGUGUGUGGUGCAGAGGUGGGCUGCUCCAACAUCGCUUUCCCAAAACUGGUGAUUGAACUCAUGCCUAGCGGCCUUCGGGGGUUAAUGAUAGCUGUAAUGAUGGCCGCAUUGAUGUCAUCACUUACCUCCAUCUUUAACAGCAGCAGCACUCUCUUCACCAUGGACAUCUGGAAGAAAUAUCGAAGAGGUGCUAGCGAAAAAGAGCUGCUACUUGUUGGCAGGAUAGUGACUGUUAUUCUGGUGGUGAUCAGUGUGGUUUGGAUCCCAAUUCUUCAGAGUGCUAACAGCGGUCAGCUCUAUGUUUACAUCCAGUCGGUGACCAGCUAUCUGGCCCCUCCUGUUACUGCCAUUUUUGUAAUGGCGGUUUUUUGGAAAAGAACCAACGAAGCGGGAGCGUUCUGGGGCCUGAUGGUGGGUUUAGUGGUGGGAUUGACACGGAUGGUCCUGGAGUUUGCGUUUCCUCCUCCUCGCUGUGGCGUGUUUGACCCUGCUCCCUCUGUCUUGAGGAGUGUGCACUACCUGCACUUCGCCAUCAUACUGUGUGCCCUCACUGCUAUAGUAGUGGCUGUGAUCAGUCUAUUGACUCCUCCACCCACUGAGGAACAGACACAUAAUCUAACAUGGUGGACUCUCCACAACAGCACUGAGAGAGAAGUCCCUCUGCAAAAAGUCUCUACACUCAGCCGCAGGACAGACGGCUGUGAGUCUGUGCGCAGGAGUAAAUGUGUCCGCACCGCUGGCUUCUGCAGCCCUCGACCAGGCCGAUUUGCAUCUGGGACUCCACCCCCCAUCAUUCACAGCAUCAGAGAAGAUCCCUUCUGGUCUCGUUUCUGCUGUGUCAAUGCCAUCAUUCUCAUGUGCGUUAACAUCUUCCUCUAUGCUUACUACGCAUAACAUACACAGCAGCUUUUUUCUGUUUUUGAUACAAAUGCUCCACCUGCAUACAGUUGAAGUCAGAAUUAUUAGCCCCCUGUGAAUUUUCUUUUCUUUUUUUAAUAUUUCCCAAAUUAAGUUUAACAGACCAAGGACAUUUUCACAGUAUGUCUGAUAAUAUAUAUUUUUUUCUGGAGAAAGUCUUAUUUUUUGUUUUAUUUUGGCUAGAGUAAAAGCAGAUUUUAAUUUAUUAAAAAUAAUUUUAAGGUCAAAAUUAUUAGCCCCUUCAAGCUAUAUAUUUUUUUCGAUAGUCUACAGAACAAACCAUCAUUAUACAAUAACUUCCCUAAUUACCCUAACCUGCCUAGUUAAUUUAAUUAACCUAGUUAAGCCUUUAAAUGUCACUUUAAGCUAUAUAAGUGUCUUGAAAAAUAUCUAGUCAAAUAUUAUUUACUGUCAUCAUGGCAAAGAUAAAAUUGGUUAUUAGAAAUGAGUUAUUAAAACUGUUAUGUUUAGAAAUGUGUUAAAAAAAAUCUUCUUUCCGUUAAACAGAAAUUGGGGGAAAAAAUAAACAGGGGGACUAAUAAUUCAGGGGGGCUAAUAAUUAUGACCUCAACUGUAUCUUAUAAAACCUUUGGAAUUUUAAUUACUAUUUACCUUCGUUAAAUUAGCAAUUUAAUUGAUUGGAAAACAUUGCAAGGCAUCAUCAUCACUAGACUCAACCGACCUAUAAACAUUGAUACAGUAAAUAAUUUGUUAUUUGUGAUGUAAAACUGCAUGUUUGGCUUUGAGAAUAGAGCUAAAGAGGAUUUACUAUGGGCAAAGCGUAAUAAUAAUAUCUACUGUAACUGUUUGUUUGAUUAAUAAGUUUGCAAUGGCUGGGAGAAAAAAGUAAAUGUAGUCAUUAUCGAAUACUCCCAAAGAAAUGGGCGUACAUUUAACUGCAGUUUUAAAUAAAUGAGCAGUGAUUAAAGUGUAAUUUUCUGUACAGCACAUCCAUUGACUGCGUAAUUUUAGCCUUAAUUAUUAUUUCAACAAUAGUGGGAGAAUAGUCAAAGAUUAUAUGGUUGAGAGAUAAGCUCAUAAAUGUUUUUAACCCUUGUGUGCUGUUAGGGAUCCACUCUGGGGAGAUUUUGAGUCUUAAUUUUUUACAACUUUCUUUGUGUUUCAGCAAAUGGAAUGAUUUUUAGUGACAUUUUAUUUUUUGACACAUAUUUUGGGGAAAUGCUUUGAAAGAAUGUUAAAACUCAACAAAUUCACUACCCUUUCCUUAUGUUAGUGGCUGUUUUUGCUCCGUUGACUUCCAUUAAAAUGAUUUUUUUUUUUAGCCAUGACAUAUUAUUAUGUAUUCUUGAUUGUUGGUGGUUUUCCUUGUUAGGCGGAGGUCAAAUCUGUCAUUUUUGCACCAGUUGAAGUGCAAAAAAAACUCAGUUUCUGGCUUUUAUAUGGAGUUAUAUUGGGUAUAUUGUGUGUGUUUGA
Messenger RNA from Danio aesculapii, 3424 nucleotides. It is a transcript of the gene slc5a10, whose product is annotated as solute carrier family 5 member 10. Gene Ontology annotation, cellular component: plasma membrane. Gene Ontology annotation, molecular function: D-glucose:sodium symporter activity. Gene Ontology annotation, biological process: transmembrane transport. NCBI's taxonomy places the organism in Eukaryota, Metazoa, Chordata, Actinopteri, Cypriniformes, Danionidae. The coding region runs from base 53 to 1966 and encodes 637 amino acids. The transcript has 15 exons. The record is from RefSeq and is a predicted model, not a curated record.